GAACACGGGCAUUUUUAAAGUUUCAGGAGUCAAUAGCUAAGCCAAGUCCUGCAGUGACUCGUGGAAAUCUGUCCCCUUAGUCUCCAGUGGCUCCUGGACCAGCCUCCAGCUGGAAAGGGUCAGGGCGGGGAGCCCACCCGCAUGGUAGAUGGGGAGCCCGAGCCCUGGCAGCUGUGCAGCAGGGGAGAGAGCCCCAGAGCCUCACCUGGGGCCGCGGCCCGUCACACUACGUGCGCAGGAAGUCUGGGUUCAUGGAGAGGAGCAGACCCAGUGGGGCCUUGAGGAAGCAGAUGGGUGGCCAGGGAGGAGCCUGGUGGAGACACGAAGGGGAACUGUAGCCACCAGCAGGCUGUCCUCUCUUGGGAACUGAAGAGGAAGGAGAGACGCUGACCAGGAGGCCCCGAUGGAGAGCUGGGCUCCGCUGCGGUGGGCCCCGCCGGGCCCCGUCACAGCCUCCUGGCUCCUGGGCUUGCUCCUGUCCCCUGGGACCCUGCAGCUCACAGGAGGGCAGUCUGUGACCCACACUGGCCCCCCCAUUCUGGUCUCUCUGGCCAACAAUGUCGCUUCCUUCAGCUGUAGCAUCACCUACCUGUACACCCCGGAAUUCAAAACUUUCACAGUCAGCUACUCUUAUGUGAACCUCCAGGGCCAGAAGAGCGUUGAGGAGCAGACUGGCUGCCAGCCCACGGCGGGCCCAGAGAACCAGACCCACACCACGGUGUGCAGAGUCAUCCCCAGGCUGCCCAACGCAGCGGCCACUGGCACCUACUACUGCACCGCCCACUGGCCGCGCUUGCUCAUGAGCGGCGCUGGCCCCUUCAUCCUGGUCAGAGACACAGGCUACCGGGAGCCCCCGAGGCACCCCCGGAGGGUCCUGUUCUUCUGCUUCAUCGGCCUGCUGAGUGUCCUGAGCGUCCUGGGCACGGCUCUGCUGCUCUGGAAGAAGAAACAGGUGCAGGCUUCGUGGAAGAACCUGGCCCGGAAGGGCCCGGCCCCGAGCACGGCCGUCCCGGAGCAGCCUCCCGCCGAGUCCCUGUACACGGCCCUGCAGCGCCGGGAGACUGAGGUCUACGCCUCCAUGCAGAACGAGGCCAGCAGCCUACCCUCCAGUGGGACCUUUCUCUCCCAGGUAUGCGGGGCGCUGGGCGGCCAGCCUGGCUCCCCCUCGGUUCCGUCUACCCCGCUCCUUGUAUGUGACAUGGGGCUAAGUAGGACUAUAGGAGUGAGCCCUGCUGUUGAGUCGGAGCCCUCUCCCGAGGUAGCUGGAACCCCGACUCCACCCCUUACCAGCAGUGAACUGAGGAGCCAGACAGCACUCACCCCAAAUGUUGCCGUGGGACCCAGUCGGCGCCCAUGCAACGUGAGCCAUCGUCACUACCACUGGGCACAGUGUGGUGUCUGCACUGGCCGGUCAGAGGGUGUGAGGCUUCCCGCUGCUCCCAGCUGGUGGCGGCUGAAGUCGGAGCUGGUGGCGGCCUGGGCUGGCCUCGUCAGGGCUCCUUUGUCAUCACGCUGGGGGCCACGGCAUUUCACGUAAUCACGAUUCUCUUUUAAACCUCAGUUUGCUCAUCUGUAAAGUGGAUGAGUGGCACUCAGCUGCAAAACCGAGUGCCCCUGAACUCAGAUGAAUGCCAAGUUAAGUAACAUCUACGACAGGGAUUGGGACUCCAAAAAGCACAAGGGUCUGUUAAGCGGAAACAGGAACGAUGGGCGGUGGGUAGGCCCAUGGGCACCUUGGAAGAGCUGUCGGGAAGGGAGAGGGGCUGGUGCUCGGUCUCCCAGGCCCAGGGGCCCAGGCUGGCACUGUCUGGUGAUCUCCGUUCUCAGAGCCCUUUCCAAACUCAUCCCUGAACUAGGCCUUGACUGGAAGCACGGCUUCCCCAUCCUGGGACCCCCAAAGAUGCCGGGGCCAUCCCAGGCAGCGCCUGCCCUCUGCCAAGCCUCGGGGUGCUGGCCAGGGUGGUAGGACAUGUCCCUGCCCUCCAGCGCUGCGGGAAGAGGGCACUGACCUGACAAACACCCAGAGGCAUUUGUGGCCCGUCUGAGAAGUGGGUUCUGGAGCGGGACAGACCGGGGCCAGGGAGGGGGUUCUCGGGGAUGCUAACAAGCCCUGCCGGGUGAGUAGGAGGUUUCUGGGAACAGGUGGGGUUGAAGGAACAGCCCAGGCAGAGGGAAGACAGCGGGGAGGCCCCAAGGCAGGGAAGGGGAAGCCCAUGGGGCAGGAGCCGACUAAGGCGGUGAGAGGUGGCUGGCACCGUGGGCCGGGGACAAGGACAGGCUUCCCUGUCACAGCUGUGCAGGAAGCCAUCAGUUUCUUUACCUCUGACUAAAACUGGAUCAGUACAAGUUUGUUCCUUUUUCUGCCUAUUAUUUUUCAUGUUUUUCCCCCCAGGAGAAGCAGCGUGGAGUUCAGAAUGACAGUGAAUUUAACCUGGUCUAUGAAAACCUCUAGGAUGAGCCCCGCCUGCCCGUAGGUCUGGCCGCGGAUCAGAGCCCUGGGGCAGCCCCUCCCUCCAGAGGACUUGAUCUGGACCAAGAGUGAGGCCCCAGGGGCGCUCAGCAUUCACCCCCACAUUCCUGGCCCUUCCUGCCUCGGACUACACCCACCCCAUUCUAUGCCAGGUGCACCCACUGUGUUUGUCGUCUCCAGGCCUUUGUCCAUGUUGCUCCCUCUGCCAGGCGGGCCCGGCCUGUCUCCAAGGGCUCUUGUGGAUCCCACCCAUUCCCAGAGCCCUCCUCACCCGCUGGGUUCUCUUGGCACCAGACUGUACCGCAGCCUACAAGGCCGACUGGGAGCUCCACAGGAGGGACCUGGCAGGGACCCUUGUCAGUGCUGUGUUCGCAGAAAGAGGAUGAAUAAAGGAACGGCUAUAUGCCCUGGCCGGUUUUGCUCAGCAGUUAGAGUGUCAGCCCGCGGACAUGGACCAGAGAGACCCGGGUUCAGUUCCUGCUAAGGGCACGUACUUCGGUUGCAGUUUGUUCUCAGCCUUGGUUGGGGUCAUGUGGGUGGCAGCCACUCAAUGUGUCUCUCUCACAUCGAUGUUUGGAGCUGAACAACCUGAUGCUCUCUGCCCCCCAACAAGGACCCCAAGGUUGUCUCCCUCCACCUGGUCCUUUGUUUUUUUAUUUUCAACAUUUUUUUCUCUAUUGAUUUUAGAGAGAAAGGAAGGGAGAGGGAAGAGAGAGUUAGAAACA
Messenger RNA from Molossus molossus (Pallas's mastiff bat), 3195 nucleotides. RefSeq names its product NFAT activating protein with ITAM motif 1 (gene NFAM1). NCBI's taxonomy places the organism in Eukaryota, Metazoa, Chordata, Mammalia, Chiroptera, Molossidae. The record is from RefSeq and is a predicted model, not a curated record. Bases 404 to 1537 code for a protein of 377 amino acids. Gene Ontology annotation, cellular component: membrane raft. Gene Ontology annotation, molecular function: transmembrane signaling receptor activity. Gene Ontology annotation, biological process: positive regulation of B cell receptor signaling pathway; regulation of B cell differentiation; B cell receptor signaling pathway. The transcript has 5 exons.